GCAAAAGUUCCCGAUCCUACAGGCUUCGGAAUCCGUCGAGCGCGUGGCGAAAUCCGAACCCCGCCUCCCCCGCCUCCCAUCGAUGCAGGAGCACCGAUGGGUGGUGGGGGGCAGGGCUCGGCUGUCGCCACCAAGGCGCGCCGCAUGCCGGCCGCGGGCGGCGGCGGCCGCCGCAGGAGGCACGGCAAGCCCCUGGCCGCCCCGCUGCUGGCAUCGGUGCUGCUCCUGGUGCUGCCCGCGGUCGCGUGGUGGCGGCGGGAGGUCAGGGCGGCCAUCGGGCUGCGCCUCGGCCGCCACCUCGGGCCAGGCCACGCUGGCCACGCGACCAGCCCGCCCCUGGCGCUGCUGGACAGGAGGGCCCUCCUCAAGGCCAAUCAUGCCGCCGUCAGGCAGCUGCGCGCCAACACCAGCAGUCCUCAGAGCGACCACGAUCUGCUCGCCCACCUGCGCGCGGCGUCGCUUAACCACCAGAGCCCCUCCGAGCGGGUGCUCGAGACGGACGCGUGGCGCCGCAGCAGCGGCAUCGCCGCGAAGAUGUCGGACGCGGAGUGGAGGCGGGCUGAGAGGGAUGCCCGCCGCGUUCUGAAAUGCGACUUCCUGGGCCUGGACGCGGACUGCCGGCCCGUCCUGGUGCAGCACGUGGGCAGGUGGGACAUCAUAGCAGCCGUGGAGCAGGCCGCCGAGGACCUGGACCGAUUCGUCAUGCUCAACGCCAUGAUAUGCGAGGUGCUACUGCGCAUGCCGCGGCCGGCGGGCGCCAAGGACGCGCGCGGCGUCGUCGUGAUCAUGGACAUGGAGGGCCUCGGCACGAGGCACCUCAGCGCCAGGAUGCUCCACGCCUUCAAGGCGGUGGCCCACGUCGUGCGGAGGUUCUACCCCGACCUGCUGGCGCACAUGUUCGUCGUGAACGCGCCGUGGGCGUUCGUGCUGCUGAAGGCCGCGAUUCAGCCGCUCUUCAGCGCGGACUCCCUUUCCACGCUGCACAUCUCCUCGGGAACGCCGCCGGAGAGCUCGCCGGCCUCGGGCAGCGCUGCCUGCCAGUGGAGCUCGGGGGCCUGCGCCCCCGCGUCUUCCCCUACGACGAGUCGGCGGCGACGUCGGAGUGGGGCGGCGCAUAGCGCUUCGCGUCGCGUCGGCGGCGCGCGGGAAGCAGGCAGGCGCGGGCCGAGCUCGUCGACUCCGGCUCCGGCGGGCGCUCCCCGCGCUGCACCUCGGGCUCGCCGAUGCCCGAUGGCGGCAGCUCGCCGAUCUGGGCGCGGCCUCUUUCAAAGAGUCGGGGCACGCCAUAUCCUCGUGGCGAGUUUCGGCGGCCCACUCGUGCAGGAGCGGAGCAAGAAGGGGCGGCCUUCUGAGAGGGCAGGGGCCUUGUGGAGAGGACUCAGGGGCAUUCACAGGGGCAUGCAGAUCCUUCCCGAAGAUGGCCCACAGCACUUGCCUGCACCAGCCCGAGAAGGUCGCCCCGCGGCCAGGGAGCGAGGAGGAGUGGAAGUGGACGCGGAGGGGAACGGGCAGGAGCAGCAGCAGGAGCAACGACAAGCAGUGCGGGCGCGGCUGGCGGCCGUCGCCUGAGCGCCCCGGCUUUGUGUCAAGGCAUCUGGAACCUGUCUCUAUACCACAAAAUGCCUUUUCAAUUACAUCUACACGGUGGCGGAUUUAAAAUUCAGGUUUGCGGUGUGUCCAGUGGGGCUAUGAGAGUUACAAUCAGACGUUCUUGCACGUCAGCCCUGACAGUGCGCGUCGCCUGCUGUUUGUUUUCUUGCCUAGAAGCGGUUGUUCUGGUCCUCCUUCCUGUCUGUUCCUCCUCCAUCUU
Prorocentrum cordatum is the source of this 1810-nucleotide messenger RNA. NCBI's taxonomy places the organism in Eukaryota, Dinophyceae, Prorocentrales, Prorocentraceae. The record is from the annotation of a GenBank genome assembly.